CUUGUGUGAUUCGUCAAAAGAGUGAAAAAAAAAAUAACCCAGAAGAAAUCAACAAAAGAAUAUGUAAAGUGAAAUUAAACUAAAAAAAAAGAGCAAUUCAGCAUGAACAGCGAUGGCGGUGAAAAAAACUGAGUACGUUGAUAACAGUGUGUGAUAAGGCGAUAAGAUAUUAUAUUCGCUAUCGUAUCUCAACCCAAACGAAGUGUUUUGCAAAUUGCAAUAGAACAAUUCGACAAAAAAAAAAGUUCAAACAAAUGUGACACGGAACUACCCAUGUUAUAAAUUUCAGAUUAAAUUGGACGCAGUGUGUACUGGUCUUCGGCUGCUUCUUCUUCUUUUUCGCAUAGCGGUACUCCAACUAUAGAAGUAGUGUGUGCGAACGAAAACAAAAGUCAUUCGGUGUACGGUGUACGGUGUCUGGUGUAUUUCUCAAAUUCAGUCAAUAAGCAGUUUGCCAUUUUCGUGGAAUGAUGUAUGAUGUUUGGACGCUAUUAUGGCUACUUGUCUGUUUGACCAUUCUCAUAUCGAUUUUAGAAUCGAUCUAUCGCAGAAUAAAAGAGCGUCAACUUCGACAGCAAGAGGUGGAUUUACAACGACAAAUUCAGGCUCAACAGUAUCAUGUGUACACAGUGCAACCGUUGGCUAAUCCAUUGCAACGAAAUUCACUGACACCUAGUUCGGUUCUAUCACAACAACAACAAGAGUUCAUUCAUCAGCAGCAAGAAUUGAAAGCUGCCAAUGAUUUGCCGCCGAAAUAUGAAGAUGUUGUAGGGGAUUUAAGCUACCGCAUACCCAUUGAAUACACAAUGCCAUCAUCGUCCGCACAAAGAUCUUAUGAUACACCGCCAACCGAAGGCCCAUUAGUUCGGUUUUAAACGAUCGCACAUCAAUUCCAUGUUAUAUAAAAUGGAGUUGUGUAAAUUUAUGGUUCCUCAAUGUGUUUAAUUUUUCACAAAAUUAUACGAUAAGAUAAAAAAAAACAUGUCACUUGUGCCAAUAUACUAAUAAUUAACGAAAAAAACAACCCAA
Messenger RNA from Sitodiplosis mosellana (orange wheat blossom midge), 1029 nucleotides. RefSeq lists its product as uncharacterized. Bases 468 to 875 code for a protein of 135 amino acids. The record is from RefSeq and is a predicted model, not a curated record. NCBI's taxonomy places the organism in Eukaryota, Metazoa, Arthropoda, Insecta, Diptera, Cecidomyiidae. The transcript is spliced from 5 exons.